AUGGCGUCCCUAAAGAGCGCAUUGCCUGCACACCUGAAGCCUUCUACGCUGGGAGGAAACGGAAAUGGGAAUAAGGCUGCUGCCGACGCUGAGUUCGCCAAAAAGCACCAUGGAAAGACUCAAUCACACAUGCUCUGCAUGCACCGUGGGAAAAGGGGCAAGGACGACUUGCACAUCCACAAGCCGGCUCUUCCUACAACUUUCAAAUUCAGCCCUCUCCUACGGCCCGACCCAGAUCAACAUCCUGCGCUGAGAGAGCCCCCUGAGCAUGUACCUACCAUAGUUACUAUGGAUUCCAACCUACCGUCCCCGCUUCCUCAGCCAACCCCCGAGAAGCACGAAGCUACAGAUGUUACGAUUUCUCCAAAUCUAUCAUUCAAGGAUUCGACAGUGCUAAUGCCCUUUGACUACCAGGCGUUCGAGAACACAUCCACCUCUGUUGCUGCCAGCCAGAUGCGAAAUGCCCUAAACAACCUCGCCGAUACUGUCAGUGAUACUGAGCAGAAGAAGCUAUUUGAGACGGAAAUGGACAACUUCUUUGCCCUUUUCCGACGCUAUCUGAAUGACAAGGCGAAGGGGAACACACUCGAUUGGGACCGCAUUGCGCCACCAGCUGAGAACCAGGUUGUUGAUUAUAAUGAGCUUGCGAACUCCGAAUCUGUUGGUUUCCUGAACAAGCUUGCCGUUCUCAAGCUCAACGGUGGUCUCGGAACCUCCAUGGGCUGUGUCGGACCAAAAUCAGUUAUCGAAGUCCGUGAUGGCAUGUCGUUCCUUGACCUUUCCGUUCGACAGAUCGAGUACCUCAACCGCACAUAUGAUGUCAAUGUUCCAUUCGUUCUCAUGAACUCGUUCAACACCGACGAUGAUACUCAGAAUAUUAUCAAGAAAUACGAGGGACACAAUAUUGACAUCAUAACCUUCAACCAAUCCCGGUACCCCAGAAUUUUGAAAGAUUCACUCCUUCCAGUACCUAAAUCAUUCGAUUCUCCCAUCACCGAUUGGUAUCCUCCCGGACACGGAGAUGUGUUCGAAUCGCUUUACAACUCCGGUAUUCUAGACAAGCUCAUUGAGCGGGGCAUCGAGAUUCUCUUCCUUUCCAAUGUCGACAACCUGGGUGCUGUGGUUGAUCUCCGUAUCCUCCAGCACAUGGUUGAGACAAAGUCGGAAUAUAUUAUGGAACUUACCGACAAGACCAAGGCCGAUGUCAAGGGUGGCACCAUCAUUGAUUAUGAGGGCUCUGUCCGUCUCCUCGAAAUUGCCCAGGUUCCUAAAGAGCAUACCAAUGAGUUCAAGUCUAUCAAGAAGUUCAAGUACUUCAACACCAACAACAUCUGGAUGAACCUGAAGGCAGUGAAGCGCGUUGUUGAAAACAACGAGCUAGAGAUGGAGAUCAUUCCUAACAACAAGACCAUUCCUGCGGACAAGAAGGGCGAGUCAGAUAUCUCCAUUGUCCAACUUGAGACCGCAGUUGGUGCCGCUAUCCGCCACUUCCGCAACGCCCACGGAGUCAAUGUUCCUAGAAGACGCUUCUUGCCUGUCAAGACUUGCUCUGAUUUGAUGUUGGUGAAAUCAGACCUCUACUCGCUAAAGCAUGGUCAACUCCAAAUCGACCCAAGCCGAUUUGGCCCUGCUCCCCUUAUCAAACUUGGCAACGACUUUAAGAAGGUUUCAGACUUCCAAAAGCGCAUUGGCAGCAUCCCCAAGAUCAUUGAACUUGACCAUUUGACCAUUACUGGUGCAGUCAAUCUCGGAAGGGGCGUUACGCUGAAGGGCACUGUCAUCAUUGUAGCCACAGAAGGAAGCACAAUUGACAUUCCUCCCGGAUCCAUCCUGGAAAAUGUCGUGGUUCAAGGCUCUUUAAGACUGUUGGAGCAUUAG
Venustampulla echinocandica is the source of this 1878-nucleotide messenger RNA. RefSeq names its product UTP-glucose-1-phosphate uridylyltransferase. NCBI's taxonomy places the organism in Eukaryota, Fungi, Ascomycota, Leotiomycetes, Helotiales, Pleuroascaceae. The record is from RefSeq and is a predicted model, not a curated record. Bases 1 to 1878 code for a protein of 625 amino acids. Gene Ontology annotation, cellular component: cytoplasm. Gene Ontology annotation, biological process: UDP-alpha-D-glucose metabolic process; glycogen metabolic process. Gene Ontology annotation, molecular function: UTP:glucose-1-phosphate uridylyltransferase activity. The transcript is spliced from 4 exons.